Molecule: messenger RNA, 528 nt
Organism: Emiliania huxleyi CCMP1516
Lineage: Eukaryota; Haptophyta; Isochrysidales; Noelaerhabdaceae
Exons: 2
Source: RefSeq, a predicted model, not a curated record
AUGCCGGACCCGCUAAACGCCUGUGGGGACCCAGAGAUCUAUUGUGAUAGUUUCCGCAUCGAUCUCACCUCCGAGAGUUUUGGUCAAUGCAAGUGCGGUUUCAAGAACGCGGACCACCCGGUGAAGAUGAAAGACGUUGAAUGCUGUCCAUGCCUCGGCGGAGGGUCGAGCAGUGUGCCAAAGCGAGUGUCUCGGCUGAGCGUUCCAAAAAAGCCGACCAUCUGCGGCUCCCUCGUUUACGACGACUCUGCCCAGGGAACGCUUCAGCUGCACUACACACGUGAUGCGCCCGUCGAGGGUGCUCUCGCAUUCUUCGAGACGGAGGACGCGGUGCCUGAAUUCAAGCUCAAUAGCAACUGCGGCCGGUCGGACAUCAUAAAGGGAGUGGGUGGGCCGAACCCAAGGAAGUACUACGAGGGAUGGAGCCAAUUUGUCAAGCUAGCGCAAGGAUGGACGGGAGACUUCACCCACCUGGCCAACAAGGACGCAAAGCCGGUCGCUCUCUAUAUCACCGACGAAAAUAUCAAG